UCAAGAACAAACAAAUACUUCGGACACUUUCGACAUAAUCCAUCAACAAUUCGAACUUCAACGACUUUCUAUUCAUAACUUUCCAAAUCCACAAAUUCUUCAAAGAAGUCACCUUUAUUAAUCCGCGACUCUAUCCAGCUUCGGAUAAUCGCAAAUUACCCUUGCCAUAACAACAACACCUUCAGGCGCGUCUUCAGCCAAAGCCUGAUCCUCAUAGAACGCAUUUCAGCGCAACAGAAAUCAAACCAAUUUUUCACUUCCAAACCCUAAAUACUUCACAAUGUCUUCUGAUAAGCUCGGUCAAUCUCUCGAUGAGAUCCUUGCUACUCAACGAGCAUCAGGCACUGGACGUGGUGGACGCGGUGGUGGACGUCGUGGUGGACGUGCUCCAGGUGGUCGCAACGCUACUGCAGCUCCAGUCGGAGGUGUAUCCAAGAGCAAGAAGCCAGUUAAGGGUGCAGUUAAGCCUGCUCCAGCUGGUCCCUCGGGAGGGAAUGCCCCAUCUCGUAUUGUGGUUAGCAACUUGCCAUAUGAUGUGACAGAACAACAGAUUAAGGAAUACUUUCACGAAGCAAAAUUGCACACCAAGAUCGUUCAACUAGUUUAUGGCCCAAAUGGAGCUAGCCGUGGCGAAGCCAAUAUCACCUUCCAUCGCCCAGGUGAUGCCGCCGCCGCCGUAUCCAAGCUUAAUGGUGUUAAGGUUGACAACAGAGCAUUGAGGGUUCAACUUCUCGUUGAUGCCCAGGCCGCUAGCAUUAUGGAGGAGAAGCUUGCUAAGAGACUUACGGACCGAAUUACAAGCGCGCCAAAAUCGCAACCGAAAUCUGCUGUACCAAACAAGACAAACGGCAAGGAUCAAGCUGGCAAGCGAGGAGGAAAGAGAGGCUCCCGUGGCGGUGCCGGUGCCACUACAGCUCGCCCAGCUAAGAAGAAGACCGCUGAAGAACUUGAUUUGGAGAUGGCAGAUUACUGGGAGAGCGGAAAUGCCGCGAAUGCAGAGACUGGUACCGAUGCUCAAGCUACAAAUGCUGUUGCUGAGCCAGCUACCAAUGGAGACGCAAACAUGGAUGACGAAAUCUUGUAAAAAUGUUCUCAACUGUCUAUAGAGAUGUUCACGAGAAUGAAGCACCAUAUUGAGAAUACUUCUACACCCUGCACCAACUUCCCUCUUUACGCUUACGUCGAUUGUAUUAUUGCUACUUCCUCAUGCUUUUCUUUCUGCGAUUUUCUAGCUGGGGUUUCUUUUCUGCAGAUGGGUGGGGUGGUUGGGGCAAAGGAGUGAAGUGGAGAGAUGACCAACGAGUUCCACAAAUAAUGGUUUUAUGAUGAGAGCGAGGAUGGGUCGCUCACUUCUCAAAUUGUAUCCGAGCAAUAGCGUCACAGAAAUGGAUAUUUUCCUUGAAGCAUUCAUGCUUCCGCAGCUUUUUCCCCCAAUGUUUGUAAUCCACAUCAUAAAAUACCUAGAUGAGAUCAAUACAUUGGCUGUACACUUAACUAUAACAUCAUUGAAUUAUAUCCCAUGUCUUCUUUCCAACCUCGUGCAGCACUUUAGAUGAAUCUCAAAAAUGUGUUUCAGGCAUCUUAGUUUA
Molecule: messenger RNA, 1589 nt
Organism: Botrytis byssoidea
Lineage: Eukaryota; Fungi; Ascomycota; Leotiomycetes; Helotiales; Sclerotiniaceae
Exons: 6
Coding region: 281-1084 (267 amino acids)
Biological process (GO): mRNA export from nucleus
Cellular component (GO): nucleus
Molecular function (GO): mRNA binding
Source: RefSeq, a predicted model, not a curated record